CAGCGAUCAUGUUUUCUUCUCCGUCAGUAGUUGGGCCACGCUCUUCCGUAGCCAGUUUGUCUCAAGGCUCAAGGUCUCGCUUUCCACGCCCCGCUUUCGCGCCUCGCUCAUCCUGCCUCCUGUCUGUUGCUUUCCUGUCUGCCCACGUUCGCCAAGAUGGGCAGCUUGCUCUCGACGGCUCCAGCAGUAAAGGCCUGGCCCGAAAGCGGGCACGAGGCGUGGGUGCGGAGGUUCAUGCUGCGGGAGCUCCCCGAGCUCCAGGAUGUGGAGGUGAGCGCGAUCAGCAGCGGUUUCAUGAGCAGCAGUUUCAAGGUCGUCGCCAAGACUGGGCGAGCGUAUUGCUUCUGCCGCUCAUUCUAUCCGAAGCAUCGCGCCUGGGCCUACUACAACAGCGCGGCGGCGCUUGGCCUCGCACCCCGAGUCGUGCUGCAGAAGUACGAUCCUGCCUAUAUGUCGGUGGAGAUUACAGAGCUGGUGAACGGCUCGGAGCUGAUGUCGUACGACACAUACCUAGGCCAGUGCGAUGGAGUUGUCCCAAAAACCGAGCUGGUUGUCAAGUACGGCCGGCUAUCGGCUAAGCUGCACAAGAUGGGCACGGGUUGGCACGCGAAGUUUGCCGACGAGGCGGCAGCCGAUAUGGCUUGCAUUCCUCGCGCACCGGACGGCAUCCUCGACGAUGUCUUCGACACGCUCGAGGGCAUUCUCCCAGCAUGUCUGCGCCAGUUGAUAGCAUAUUCCCGAGAUGAGGAUGCCACGUCAAUUGGUUGCGACAAGGAUUUCUUGAACGGGGAGGCCGCAUGCAUCCUUGACCACACGAUGCUUCCUGCUAGCGGGCCCCUCGCGCAAGUUGUCGGUGCACACGGGGACUUCCACGGUGCAAAUGUAAUGGUCGAAGGCGGAGCCAUCGACUUCGAGGGCUGCUUCGUGGGUCCUGCCGGCUGGGACGUGGCGCAUAUGUACCAGUAUUUGCGAAGAUUCGAGCAGGAACAUAAUUAUGGUUUGACAGAGGCCUAUGCUAAGGCCUAUUUGUAAGAGCUUGGAGUAGACGUUCCUAUCGACAUGUUUAUGUUAGACAUGUUGGCUUGGUAUUAUUUCGUAUGCAUCAAGCAGGGACCAUGCGUGCCCAUCGUGAAACGUUUGGAAAAAGAAGCGUCGCCCGCGUCGGCUGGCUACGCCGCACGGGUGACGCAGCGAGAUUACUUAGAGUCUUUCUGUGCGGUCAUCUCGUGUGCACGAGAGGACGCGGAGCUGAGGGCGAGGAUUGCACAAUCCGGAGAAGUCGUCGAUUGAGAGGCUUCUGCGAUCAUGGUGCAGAAGACGACGGGUCGCGCAGCCAGGGACCGCUGGCCCAGAUCUUCGCGUACAUAGCACGUUGCACUUGUGAAGGACCAUAAGGGCCUUCAGAAGAUCUGGGACUCGGAUGCAUUGAAGAAGCCACAGUCGAAACACAUGCCAGCGAAAAAACAAACAAAACAAAGUAGUUGAGCCACGCUCUACGUGAUCACGCCCCACUCCUACCCUGCACAGUGCAGGUCCACGGCUUGUGGCAUGAUGCGCGUCAGUGUAUCCGUGUGGGGAGGGGGGCGGGCUGAUCAAAGAACCAGUUCGGGUUUGGUUGCUUGUCCUGCACAUGUGGGCCUCCCUGCUUCUGUGUGCAAGAUGUUUUGCACUCAUCCCCUCAAUGGUUAUUCUGUUUCCAGCGAUGCAGCUCGCAUCGUUGGAUGACGUGCCAGCAAAAGAUGCACAUGACGAGAGUUCAUCUACGGUCUCUGCAUUGGACACCCAAAAGACGUGAUGGCAUGUUGUAAAGCCCAGAAUUAGGUUGAGAACUGGGCAUUGAGUCCCGUUCGAGAAUCCUCAGCCACCUGAGAUUUAGAAAGUGCAGGCAAGCAUUUAUCAAUCUGGGUCCCUCCUGAAAAUGUGCAUGCGGGACGGGCGGAUCCUCUGUCUGUGCAUUUCUACUGGUGUCCCAUGUCAGAUGCUCUCCCACAUUGAGCGGGAGACCCGUACACGCCGGUCGUCAAAAGUAUGUAUGUUUGGAUUUGGCAGAUCCCUAUCCACUUUAGGCGCCUUCCUGCUUCAAUAAUCGAGUGUUUCCUUUUCCUUCCUCUUCAGGGGGCGGGCAGACGCCCAAUCUACUUCAGCGCCUUCCUACGUCACGUGUCGACCCGCUUUUUCCGACCGGCAGGUAGUUUUACAGCUGUCCCAUGGCAGGUGUUCGCCCACAUAUUGAGCGGGAGACCCACCAUAAUAAAAGUGCAUUGGCGUGCUAGUAUAUAUUGUAGGUACAUGACAAGCAUACCCGGCCGGACCAAGCCGAACCAUCGCGCCGCGCGGAGAGACGCAGGAUAUAUGGAAGAGGACGAAGACACAGAGGACGAUG
This is a messenger RNA of Prorocentrum cordatum, 2383 nucleotides long. Lineage: Eukaryota; Dinophyceae; Prorocentrales; Prorocentraceae. The record is from the annotation of a GenBank genome assembly.